GGGAAAGCCCAGCAAAGGGGGGGAAAAUCACAGUAUAUACUGUACGUAUUUAUACAUACAGAGAGAGAGAGAGAGAGAGAGAGAGAGAGAGAGAGCGCAAUGGCGGGAGAGAGCUCGAUCAGAGAGGUGCAGAGACUGCUAGAAGCCAUUACAUCUUCAGAUGUUGUUGAGAGCCGUGUACAACUGCUUACAAAACUUGGGGAGUCAGAUGUAUCUGACAAAUCUGAUUUGGCUUCUCUUAGUGCAUCCCUCACAAUGUUCUGGGAAGAUUUUACAUGUUUGGACAUCUCUCAGUGCAUGUUAAACAAAACUAUUUUGCAUGUAGCUGCAAAAAACAUAGAAUCAGACAUAUCAGGAUGCCUGGGGCACUUUCUUUCCCUUGGGAUCAAGGCAAGCAUAUGGUGUGGAAAGCAUUUGAACAUGACACUCAUGUCAAUUGAGGAGUCCGAAGAAGAAGAGCAUUGCAACCUCUUUUUUCAGUUGCUCUUGGAUCUGUUGAGCUACUCUGCUGCUUGUUUUUCAGCUUUGGCAAGAUAUCCUAUUUCAGAUGCCAAGGAGUUGAUGGAUGUCGUUGAGAAAUGCACCUUUGAACAGUUAAAUCUAGCAAAAAUUUCGAUAUCAGAGGUCAAGAGAAUGAACGCAUUUGGUUUAGAAGUACUGAAGGUGGCACAGCUAGUACUUGAGGGUGUCAUACGGCUAUGUAAGGUGUAUUCCGAUUCUGUAAACUUGGAUUUCGUUGAUGCAAGAGCUGAGAAUGGUGGAAACAGCAUGGAUUGUGAAGAGGCUGAUAAAGCGAAUCAUGUUCUCAGUAUAAUAAAAAGCACUGUGAAACUAUUUUGCGAAUUGGGAGUCCUUGCUGCUAAUGAUGGUGGGAGUCUUGUCACGCUGCUGAAUUCGUCAUGGAAAGGUGUGGUUACGUUGCUUCAGCUUGGCAAAGGGGCUUUUGCAACAAAGUUGAAUGUGGCAGAGAUUCUGCAGACACUAGUUUCACUUGCAACUGAGUCUUUGAGAUGUGCGGCUGAAACUUGGUUUUCUUUGCUGACGGAAAAAGUUUCAGUGUCAGAAGCUAAAAGGAUAUUUCUUCCAGUAAAAUUUUAUCUGAUUAAUGCUGUAAGAAUAUCCUCCCAAUAUCCAUGCCAGGCUUUUUCAGCAUACAAGGAGAUAGCACUGUGCGUCUUGAUUAUCUUGACAUUUAGAAUCUUACUGAGUAAAGAAGAACUUCUGAAAACUGCAAGCGAAGUCUUGGUGGAACUUUUGGAGCCAAUAUCUUUCCAUUUACUUAAUUCUUUACUAAACUCCGCGCAACUGAAACAGGACGACAAGUUCCUCAUUCUCGAUUGGUUGUUUAAUGAAAAUGAUUUAAGCUUUGUCGCUGGAAAUAUAAGCAAUGGGAAUAGGACCACUAAAAAGGAUGCAAUGUUCUCCCUAAGUAGCGGCAAUAUGCAUGGGGCAAGAAUGUUACUGCUCGGUCGGGUUUCGUUAUUUGUUAACCUUCUUAAAAGUGCUUCCGAUCUUGAAAAUGAUGUGAGACUGGGGACCGCCAGAAAACUUGGGUGGCUUUUGGAGGUUUUAGUUGAUGAAGAGGUAUAUUCUUCUUGUCUUACCCUACAAAUCCCUACACCAUAUGGUCCUGGUAAAGCCCCAGAAGUGGCUUAUCAGUCUAUGUUCUUUUCUAUUCUACAUGCACUGAAAACCUUCAUGAUUGGUGUCUCUUCAAGUAUAGUUUGGAGCGAAAUGGAGUCGUUUCUGCUCCAAAAUAUCUUCCAUCCUCAUUUCCUUUGUUGGGAAAUUGUAAUGGAACUUUGGUGCUUUCUGGUGCGUCAUGCUGAGGUAGACAUGGUAAAUGAUAUUGUUGAAAAACUUUGCGCAUUAUUGACUUUUGUGGCAUCUUCAGAAUCAGUUCUUGUUCCUUUUAGUGGUCUACGAAAGAUUGCAAGAUCAAUUUGCAUGCUUCUUAUGCAUGUUCCACAGCCUACACUGGAUCAAGUCUACAGUACAAUUGUUGGCAGUACCAGAUCUCAGUUUUCAUCCAUUAUGUUAGUGGCCUUGCUUAUGGAGGGAUUCCCUCUGAAUUUGCUUUCACACAAGAUGAGAAGUGUUGCUACACAGAGGAUCGUAAGAGAGUAUUUUCAGUUCAUGGAAAGCUUUGGUGAUGCAUCAUCGAGAGAGUAUGGUUCUAGUGAGUUUGGGGCACCAGUCUUCGCACUGUCUGCUGCCCUGCAGUCUCUCCAGGUCAGCGUAUCUGACAUUGACAUGAAGACCCUCAGAUUUUUAGUUGCUGUUAUUCAUAGAUACAGAGGGACAGCAGAAAACUCAACGAAACAUCACUACCGCAAGCUUCUGAGCGAAACUUUAGGUAUCAUCUCGAACGUGAAGCAUUUAUACACAUCUGAUGGGAUGGAAGAAGUCAUUUUGGAGCUUCAAAACCUAUUCAUCUCGGGGCCAGCAGUUUCAGACGCUCAAUUAUACCAAUGUAAACCAAAUCUCGCCACUUUCAUGGCCGGCCUUGGUCACACUGAAUUGGCAGAAAAUGAUAAUAGUAGUGGUACAAAGAGUUCAGCUGUGUUGGAGUUGUAUCACGUGCUAUUGGGCGAGCAGCACUGGGCAUUUGUUCAUUUGGCAAUGGAAACAUUCGGGUAUUUUGCUGCGCGUACUUCUUGCAGUCAGCUGUGGAGAUUCAUACCUCAAAAUGCUGCUCUUUCUUUUGAUCUGGAUUUGGGUAACGAGGCAAAUGAGGAGAGGUUUUUGGCUGAGUUGAAAGUAUUUCUGGAGAAGGAAAGAGCUCUUCUAACUAUGACACCUUGCUCUGAUGAGUUUCAGUUGCUUGUAAAGGAAGGUCAGAUUCUAAAACAAACGAUUCAAAAAUAUCAAAACACUGAUCUAGGGGCUGUGGGAUGUGAAAAUAUGGGUAGCGAUGAUGAUAAUCAAGCCAGUAAAAGAAGGAAACUUCCUGAUGGAAUUAUGCAGGGUGUGGAAUUGCUGCAGAGCGGUUUGAAAGUUAUCGGCGGUGGUAUUCCUCAUUUGGAGCAAAAUCAUUUUGAUCGCGCUGAACUUCAUGACAAAUUCUUGACUCACUUCUCGCACCUUGAAGAAGUGAUUGAACAAUUGGUCGGCUUAGCCGGUAGUGUGUAAGCCACUGUUUUCAGCCCCUUGCUGCAGAGCGCUUCAAACUCGGUAAAGAACCGAAAACUGGUAGGAAAUUUUGUAGUGCGCUGAGUAUUACUUGUCAAUGUCGCUAUCUUGGAUGAGUAGUGAUAUUUUACCAACAAAGCUGCAUAUUGCUCUUCUCCAUCGUUGUAAUGCUUGUUUUCAUAUUGCGUCUCAAAGCACACAUAUUGAUCAUAGAGCGAAGUUGGUUCAAAAA
Rhododendron vialii is the source of this 3364-nucleotide messenger RNA. RefSeq lists its product as uncharacterized. The transcript is spliced from 7 exons. The record is from RefSeq and is a predicted model, not a curated record. The coding region runs from base 100 to 3132 and encodes 1010 amino acids. NCBI's taxonomy places the organism in Eukaryota, Viridiplantae, Streptophyta, Magnoliopsida, Ericales, Ericaceae.